UUAGCUGGUGACGCGCCUCUGCUAUUAAUCAUUCACCAGCCGGGGAACAGCAAUUGCCGCCGCUCGAAGCGAGCGACGCCGGCAGCCGCCUCCCUCCCGAUGCCCGCGCCCCGCAGCCGCCGCGCCGGGAGCCCUGCCGGGAUGAUGCCGAACCCAGCCGACGGCGGGGGCCUGCUGCUCUGAGACGGGGCGGGGGGUCCGGGCAAAGGAUGCUCCCCAAUGGCACCUGCCCCAGGCUUCCGGGUGGUGCAGGCAGCGACAGCGGCGGCAGCGACAGCGGCGGCAGCGACAGCGGCGACAGCGGUGGCAGCGGAGACAGCGGCGCCUCGGGAGAGGCGGCGGCGAGGGGCAUGGACUCGGGCGGCAGGAACUCCUCUGGCGCCCCGAACAGCACCCUGAGUGAGUCUCAGGGCAGCGCCAUCCUCAUCUCAUUCAUCUACUCCGUAGUGUGCUUGGUGGGGCUGUGUGGCAACUCCAUGGUCAUCUAUGUGAUCCUACGUUAUGCCAAGAUGAAGACGGCCACCAACAUCUACAUCCUCAACCUGGCCAUCGCAGACGAGCUGCUGAUGCUCAGCGUCCCUUUUCUGGUUACCUCCACCCUGCUGCACCACUGGCCCUUUGGCUCACUACUCUGCCGCCUGGUGCUCAGUGUGGAUGCCAUCAACAUGUUCACCAGCAUCUACUGCCUGACCGUGCUCAGUGUGGACCGUUAUAUUGCUGUGGUGCACCCCAUCAAGGCGGCUAGGUACCGCCGGCCCACUGUGGCUAAGAUGGUCAAUCUGGGUGUCUGGGUGCUUUCCAUCCUCAUCAUCCUGCCCAUCAUCAUCUUCUCCAACACAGCAGCCAACAGUGAUGGAACGGUGGCUUGCAACAUGCUCAUGCCAGAGCCCACCCAGAGGUGGCUGGUGGUCUUUGUGAUCUACACUUUUCUGAUGGGCUUCUUGCUGCCUGUAGUGGCCAUCUGCCUCUGCUACAUCCUCAUCAUUGCCAAGAUGCGCAUGGUGGCCCUGAAGGCUGGCUGGCAGCAACGCAAGCGCUCAGAACGCAAGAUCACCCUCAUGGUCAUGAUGGUGGUGAUGGUCUUUGUCAUCUGUUGGAUGCCCUUCUACAUUGUGCAGCUGGUCAAUGUCUUUGUAGAGCAGGAUGAUGCCACCAUCAGCCAGCUCUCUGUCAUCUUGGGCUAUGCUAACAGCUGUGCCAACCCUAUCCUCUAUGGCUUUCUCUCAGACAACUUCAAGCGGUCCUUCCAGCGGCUGCUCUGCCUCAGUUGGAUGGACAAUGCUGCAGAGGAACCCAUCGACUACUAUGCCACUGCCCUCAAGAGCAGGGCAUACAGUGUGGAGGACUUUCCCCCAGACAACUUGGAGUCAGGGAGCAUGUACAGGAAUGGCACUUGCACCUCCAGGAUUACCACCCUCUGAGGAAAAAUUCCUACCCCCCAGCUCCCCUACGCCCCCCAGGUGGAGGGUGAGCAAGGGCAGGGCUGUGGCAUGGGGAGCUGGGAGAGAGGGGAUUUCAGUCCUGCCUACCAACAGCAGUGUUAGGCACAAGAAAGAGCAAAGAAAAUCCCACAUCCUUGAUCUGCUGCCCCCUCAACUCAGGGAGGCACCAAGGCUGCCUCCCUUGAGAAUGAGUGUAUUCACUGAUGCUUUGACACCCAUUUAGCAAAUUGUGGCUCUCAUGGGUUAACUUAGGGUCCGGCAGCCUGAGCUUUGCCACCCCUCUCUGUGUCUGACAAAUGGCUGUACAGAUGACUCUCCCACCACCUUUUGUACAGGCUGCCCUUCCCCUUGGCUUGUGGGACCCUCCAGGCCACUGAGUCGAGCCUGCCUCCGUCAAGCCCCAGCAUCCAGGCUCAGAUUCCCUCGGACUGAAAAUGACCCUGCUCAACAUCUGUCGGUAUGUGCCUCCCCCAUCAGAGGUUAGAAAUACUGGAAAAUGUCCCCACAACGCACAUCUUGCCCUCCCCCAGGAAGGAGCAAGUAGCCUCUCUCUGCACCUACCCUUCCCUUCCCCUGGAAUAAAAUAGAAAGCAGGAAGGAAAAAGUCCCCUAGAAAAUAAGCAGCAUAGUCAUGGAGCUGUUUUUUGCUUUGCAGACAGCUUCCACCUCACUGGGGGUUUGACUCUCUGUGCUAUGCUCAGUGAAAGCAGAGCAGAAAAGGUCUUGGGAAAAAAAUCUGAUUAUUGCUGUGCUUCACAGCUGCAUGGCAGGUUGCUGACAGUGGGAGAUAAACAGUUCUGUGGCUCACAGGGAGCAGAGCACUGAGCCAGGAGUUGGAAUGCCAAACUGGGAAAUGUUUGAAUGCAUCCAUACAUACAAUAAAGUGUUCUAAUAAUGAAGUUUAAAGACAGCGCUAGACUGUGAAGCUGCUGUCUUGCACCUGCUCUGUCAGCUGCAAAACAGCAAUGAAGGGAGCCGAGACAGUUUUUGAAUGACCUGGGUGGCUGCAAAGUCACUUUAGCCUACAUGGAAAAAGAGGGAUCCGUUUUAAAAUCUCCAUCUGGAUCUGAAAUAAAUACUUGACAGAAAAAGUAGCUGUUUGGUAAUAGCUAUUACCCUAGCUCCAGUUUCUUCUGUUGCACUAAAAAAUAUAAAAUGAGUUUCAUAUGUUGACAAUGUAAUAUACUGAUCCAGAGUUUCUCAACGUUUCAUUUCUGAGAAUUCUUGUUUUUAGUGUGUGCCAGAUGUCCUCUUGUUUGAUUUUUUAUUUUAUUCUUGUCACUGUGUUGUGAAUGUGUUUUUCUGAAGCAAUUUGUACUUAUGUCUGUGGUGGCUACUCGCAAGGUUGCAUUUAAAAUCGGUGAUGCUCAAGAAGGCUCCUUUUCAGAUAAAAACAUUGUCAUUUUUCCUAACUCUUUCAUCUACAUUGUCUCCCCCCAAAAAACCCUCUUUUGAGUUUUCUCUCUUCCCCUCUUAUGACAGAACAAUUUUCAUAUAGACAAAUGAAGCUUUCUUUGAUAAAUGACAGCUGAUUAAACAAAACCUUCUGUCCCUGCUCCCUCUUAUCCCAGACAUAAGAAUCAGUACAGACUGUGUUGAAACAAGCAGCUAUGUUUUUUCUUUCCACCACCUAUGCUAACAGUGUCACGCAGUGGCAAGUGUCCCAGUAGCUGUGACAAAUCACUUCUCUAGCACAAUACUGUGGUUGUAUUAAUUAUAACUACUGGCAAUCUGAUGCAAAAGAUUGGAAAAAAGCUCUAGUAGCAGCAUACCCAUAGCAUUGUAGAUGUAGCUACAGUGCUUAAGUACAGUGUUAAAUGUAAGGCUGACAGUUAAGGUAUCUAGGAUUUUUGGUGGUGGACUUACUACAGGUUUUUGUUAAAUUAUACCCUUUAACUUUUCUCAGCAGCAAAAAGCAGGAUACUACUUUUAGGUACUGUGUCAUGAAUGUAUAAAUUUAAUAUUUCAAAGUUAUCUGAUUCAAAGUCCAUAAAAAUGAGAGAAAAAAAUCCUAAUUCACCUCAGUGGACUGUGAGUCAGUUCCUUUGAGUUUAAAAACUGUUGAUGUGGAAACUGUUACAUCCUUAUUAAAAUAUUUCGUGAUAAGCUUU
Pipra filicauda (Wire-tailed manakin) is the source of this 3553-nucleotide messenger RNA. It is a transcript of the gene SSTR1, whose product is annotated as somatostatin receptor 1. Lineage: Eukaryota; Metazoa; Chordata; Aves; Passeriformes; Pipridae. The record is from RefSeq and is a predicted model, not a curated record. Gene Ontology annotation, cellular component: membrane; neuron projection. The coding region runs from base 210 to 1421 and encodes 403 amino acids. Gene Ontology annotation, biological process: cellular response to estradiol stimulus; neuropeptide signaling pathway. Gene Ontology annotation, molecular function: neuropeptide binding; somatostatin receptor activity. The transcript has a single exon.